AGGGUUUCACCAACAACUUUUAGAAACACUUCUAAAAGAGGCUUUUUUGUCGCCUGUUAAAGUUUCACUAGCGAUAGAGCACUGGUUUAGAAGUUCUGCGGUGAUUUUUUUCCCCGAUAAAAUCUAAAGAAUAUGCCGGAAACCGAGCCGAAAAUCGAGGAGGUGGACUCCGAUUCCUCCAGUGACGCCCCGAACUUGGAGGAAAGCAAGGUACACAGCGCUCGUGUUCUAAAUCGAAAUCUAAAUAUGCUGGUAUGUAGUGAUAUUUUCACACAGUAUCGCAUGAUAACUACGCAGCCUUUGGGCGUGGUCGGACGUUGAAAUGGUGAUCCAGGCCAAAAGGCAGCUUUCUAAAUUACAUUUUGCCUAGUCACGAUUUUCUAAAUUUUCUAAACUACAGGAUGGAACCAAGCAGAACCGGGCUGAGAAGAAGUGCCGAAAAGCCGUCUCCAAGCUCGGGCUCCGACCCUUUGGCGGCAUUGUCCGAGUUACGGUACUAAUUUCAGACUAAAAGCAUUUUUGCGCAUAUUGAAGCGCUGUGCACACCUUCGACCAAUGCGCAUGCGCUGGCGAAAGGACGCGUAAGGGCGCCGCGUCAUCUGCAUGUACAUGAAUUCUAAAUUUUCUCACCACCUCGUUGCGUAAAGGCAAAGAUCCAGUUUUACGUCUCAAAUUUUUCGCUCCUUACAGGUAAAGAAGACAAAGAACAUUCUGUUCGUGAUCUCAAAGCCGGAAGUCAUGAAGGCCCCGUCUUCCGAAACCUACGUCAUUUUCGGGGAAGCCAAGAUCGAGGAUGUCGCAGCCAGCGCUGCCGCACAGGUACUUGCUGUUUAGUUUUCAUCGUCAAAGUCAUCGUGAGAGAGGACUAACCAUGCGUGAUUCCGUGGUGGUUCAGUUGGUUUGGUUUCAAUCCGUUGAAUGUCACAGGCACGAAUAACAAAAACGACAUGGCAUGCUCGACGAUCUUGCUGAUCUUGAUUCAUUCAGAAAGAAAUCUCUAAAUAAGGCUCACCGUCAGAUGCAGCAGUCAAUGCAGAUGCAGGCUUUGAAGCAGCAGAUGGAGGCAGCAAAGGGCGGAGCGUCCGUCGCGGAUGCUGACACCAAGGAGGAACCGAAGAUUGAGGAAGUGGUGGAGGACGACAGCUCCGGCACCAAGGUAGAGGAGAAGGACAUCGAGCUCAUCAUGACCCAGGUACAUGAUUUAGAUUUGGACAGAUUUAGAAGCUUUAGACAGACUUAGAACCUCACGGCUUAUUGAUUUUGAGAGAUGUUCGUUGUUGCCGUGGCGUAAAUUUAGAUCCACCAUAAUCCUAUUUUUGGACACAAACACUAUAUGGAAAGUGGUUGUGCUGCGGGACGUCGCUCAUUUGUCAGAUACCAUACUUAGCUCCAUAUCACAGCACUCCGAUCAUGUUAGACACAAGCGAAAAUCGGUCAGUCUAUCACAUCGUGUAUCACUUUUCUGAAUCGCCUUUGUGGUCCGAAACUUCCACAUUUUUAGACGUCGCGACUCCCUUCCUAAUCUAAAACAGGUGAGCACAACGCGCGAGAAGGCAAUUAAGGCACUGAAAGAGCACAAGAACGACAUUGUGGAGGCCAUCAUGUCUUUCAACUAAAUCCUUCAACACGACAUUUCUGAUGCGACCAGAACCUCGUCCCGGGCAAUCAGUGUUCUGAAGCGGGUUUCCGCACUAGGUUAAAAGUUGUGCCGCGGAACGACCAGCAAACCCUACAUCCCCGCGUGGGCCCUUACGUCUUCUCCACGCCUUGGCUCUGCGAGAUUGCUGAAAGAAGCUGAAUCGAGCUACCCGGGUAACACGUAGAUGCCAGGCUUGUCUCACACCCCAGUGUAGCUGAGCGCGUGGAAAAGAUAGCACGACUGGAGAUCUGGUACACGAUGCUCAGGCGAGGACAUCUCGUUUCAUCAGAUAAUCCCGUCUGCCUUUUCCUCCUGGAAGCACGGGAUUUAGUUUACAACACCAAACGUUCUAACAUGCGAUUUGAUAACACUCGUCAAACUUUUUACCAUUAUUGCGAAUUAUUUCAGAACCCCGUUUUUUUUUCUGUAGACUUUUUUUCAUGUACGACCGCGACACCGGUCGUACAGCUGUAUCUUUUACUGUGAAUAUCGCUGCGAUUGAUUGUGCGCUGGAGAUGUAAAUUUUUGAAUACUUCGCUUUCAAAAAGGAGAUCGGUAUCCUCGCACCGAGGGUGGCCACGGCGCUCUCACGCUUAAAUGACACAUCGCUUUUGCCGCAUCAGGGGCUUCUCCAGUCUCUUGGGUGGUCGAAGUUAGAGCCCUCGUCCUUGUCAUUUUUUGAAAGCACUAUUCAGAAACAAGUAGCGUGUUUGCGGAGUCGCGGCGAGGAGCUUUUUAAAUCAAUGGCCACGGAGCGGCAAAAACAAUAAGAUCAGCAAGCGCAUCAACCUCGCAAUGCCAAUGGACCGAGCAAGCGACGUCGUGGCACCAUGCGCAGGAGCGACGUUGCCGGGGUUGCAUUAGUGUUCUCCCAUAGUAUUUUGUCCGUGCGUAUUCGGUUCGAGUAUUCUAGACUGUGCUUCUAGCUUAUUGUAUCGACGUAUUGAUUUUUUUACAGUGCGCGUAAAAAAUUGCUCUUGGUUCUCUUUGACUACACACGAACGAG
Molecule: messenger RNA, 2645 nt
Organism: Amoebophrya sp. A120
Lineage: Eukaryota; Dinophyceae; Syndiniales; Amoebophryaceae
Source: the annotation of a GenBank genome assembly